AUGUCCUGCAAGUUGCUGUGUAUACCAGGCUGGCUUCAAACUCAGAGAUCCCCUGACCCUGAUUCCCAAGUACUGGGAUUAAAAAAUGCAGUGACCUAUGAUGAUGUACAUAUCAACUUCACUUGGGAAGAAUGGACUUUGCUGGAUCCUACCCAGAGGAGUCUCUACAAAGAUGUGAUGUUGGAAACCUACGGAAACCUUACUAGUAUAGGAUACAGUUGGGAAGACCAUAAUAUUGAAAAACAUUGUCAAAGUUCUAGAAGACAUGAAAGGUAA
This is a messenger RNA of Microtus oregoni (creeping vole), 276 nucleotides long. RefSeq names its product zinc finger protein 431-like. Lineage: Eukaryota; Metazoa; Chordata; Mammalia; Rodentia; Cricetidae. The record is from RefSeq and is a predicted model, not a curated record. The transcript is spliced from 3 exons. The coding region runs from base 1 to 276 and encodes 91 amino acids. Gene Ontology annotation, biological process: regulation of DNA-templated transcription.